Haliotis rufescens (red abalone) is the source of this 5155-nucleotide messenger RNA. Its product is annotated as visual pigment-like receptor peropsin. Gene Ontology annotation, cellular component: membrane. The record is from RefSeq and is a predicted model, not a curated record. Lineage: Eukaryota; Metazoa; Mollusca; Gastropoda; Lepetellida; Haliotidae. Gene Ontology annotation, molecular function: G protein-coupled receptor activity. Bases 1752 to 2816 code for a protein of 354 amino acids. Gene Ontology annotation, biological process: G protein-coupled receptor signaling pathway. The transcript is spliced from 3 exons.
UAAUCCCUAAUCAAAUUUUUCCAUUGGCAAAGUUUUCGUCAGCCUUGUGAGUGUGUACUUCUGUCACCGGCGUUGCCAUUGGCUGACCAGUCAUAAGCAUGGCCGUAUUGUCUGCCCUGAUUCUGAUGACUAUACCUAUUCCUGAUAUGCUGAUAAUGACAUUAGGCCCUAACCAUGUAUAUCAAUCAUUCCAGCCCUGUCAAGCUAUACAUACGCUCUCUGUGAAGCCCCUCUCUGCAGAUCUGCCUUAGGAGCAGACGGACAAUUUAAACACCUGUGCAACAGAAGAUCAAGGCUAUAACUGGCACUGCUAUUGGAAGAAAUUUGUUAAUGGAGAUCGCUUAGAGAAAUCUGUGCCUUUGGAAUUGUCAGACAUUCAUUCACUUAAACUUUCCAUUCAACUUUUUUUGCCUUCAGAAAAAUCCUGAAGGUACCAUUGUCGUCGUCUGAUUUUGACUGUUGAGAAAGUCGGAGAUGUGUUUGUGGUAAUUGUGCCUUUGUAGCUUUUUUGUGGCCAUCAUUACAAGGGGACAACAUUGGAAAGAUUUGUCAACUGGAACAAAUGGAGAAGUGUUUGUCUGCUAUUUUCUGGCAGAUCUGAAGACUAUCUUAUACAGUGAGGAGCUUAAGUCAUCCAAUCAUGCUUUGCGGUUGACAGGUAACUCUUCAGUUCCGAAGAUUUCGAAACUCCUGUCAGCUUCCUUUGACAGUUGGCCCUCCAUACAAUAUCAGUUUAAUGAGGAAAAACUUCAUUUUUGUCAAGUUUGUGUUUCUGAAAGCCUCAAAUUGGUGACAGUCAUAUUUUCAGGACGAUAUUAUUGCAAAGACUUUGACAAUUGUGUUGUCGAGAGACAGUGAGCAAUUAUUGAUCAGAACUCAUCGUGUCUGCCUUCACGAUUCUGGACAAUCCGCCUCCCUUGUCAACUGAGGUAUUUAUAAACAAACAUUGCAUAGGUUUGUGUUAAUGGGACGGCUGCUAAUAUACCUAACAAGCUCACACAUCUAUGUCAUUACAGAGCCUGGACGUGCUCUUGCCUUUCAGCUUUACAUUUUGAAAAAUUCCAGUGUCAGACACCAGUGCAAAUACAAACAAUGAUAGCAUCAGUGCUCGUACAAGAAAUGAGUGUGUAUCACGACGACCAACUCAACGAUGACAGCCGCCCUCUCUCACAGGUAUGCUGCGAAGCGAUAUCGACAACAGGCGUAAUGAACGUGAAAUAACUGCCGAGGAAAUCGCUAUUGGCAAGUCAGGCUCGUACAAAGUACAGAAAUUACCUUGCUAUUAACACCUGUGUGAGCUGUGGAACUGCCUUUCGUGCACGCUCGACCAUAUGUGAUUCGGUGGUGGCCAAAGAGGAUGUGAUCAACCUGCAACAAAAGAAUUUCUUUCACCAUAUUGAGAAUUAGUUGACAGAGUGUGUGGUAAACUGCUUAACCUUGUUGAGACGUUCCUUGCAGCUGGGAUACAGUGUGAUCAUUUCUGUGGAUCCUCAAAAGUAGGAGAAGGGAAAUCGUGACUUGAUUAACAUACUUUUUCAAUACUUAAGGAUUUGGAACUCUGUCAAGCAGAGACAUUUAUCCAUUUUUUAUUUCUUGUUUGUAUUUUUUGUUGCGAUUAUCAUGCUUGGAAUCCUUGGCAGUGGAACAGGAAGAAAUGAUGUCAUUAACAAGUUGUUGAAAUUUUAAUUUCAAUUUCUUUAAUUUGAAUAUUUGCAAUUUUUUUCGGCAAGUUGUGAUAAAACAGUUUCAACAUGUCUCUUGCUCUUUUUGAAAACUCUUCCUUGAACUUGUCCCUUCAUCGUAAUGACACCAAUGAUUCCGGUUUGGCUGGCCCCUCCGCCACAGCCUUGCAGGUCGGUGCCAUUGUGAUGCUGAUGUCGUUGAUGUGGGGCGUCUUUGCCAACGUUCUUACAAUGAUUGUGAUUCUUACAGAGCGGGAACUGAAAAACAUCACAAACAUUUUCAUCGUGAGUCUAUGUAUCAAUGACAUACUUAACCUGGGCAUCAAUAACCUGUUGGUGUUGGUAUCUUACUUCAUGAUGACCUGGGCGACGGGGUCCAUUGUUUGUGAGAUGGUGACUCAUUUCACAGUCCUCCUCAUGGGUUCGUCUCUGUGGCACACAGGGCUCAUAGCUAUUCAUCGACUCAUCGUCGUCGUUUUCAACACCUUCUACAAGAAAAUCUCCAAGAAGGCAUACACAAUAUUCGUCUUGGUUGCUGCAAGAGUUGUCCCACUUUUGUUUCUCAUUCAACCGCACCUUGGCUACAUGUCCCAGUACCAACCAAAACUGCUUCGCUGCGUUGUGAAAAAAGGUUUUGGCCUCUAUACAAUGUUGGUAUCCGUUGUUUUAAUGAUGUUGCCAUCGCUUGUUCUUAUUGUGUGCUAUAUUGCCAUAUUUGUCAAAGUGCAUCAGUCGUCAAGCGCAUUCCGAGCAAGUCGAAAACGGGAAUGGCUGCGCCGUGAGAUACAAAUCACAAAAAUGUUCGGGCUUGUAUUUCUUCUGAUUAUUAUCGGUUAUUUGCCUUAUGGUAUAGUCCGUAGCAUUGAUAAAGGACUUAAAUUUAGUGCUGACUUCUAUGUUGCGAUUACAGUACUGUACGCAGUUGCCAAUUCCUGUAACCCAAUCAUAUACGGUGUUAUGGACCGAAAAAUCCGAAGAGCUUGUUUCCGAGCUCUUGGUUUGGAGGAAAGGUGUAUGACAGAAGAACGAUCGAAAUUACGAAAAGCUUCCAUAAAGUCCAACGGUGAAACGAACGCUGUGAGUGAUGUGAACACUGAAGCUGUUCCAUUAAACUCCCAAGUUCCCCUGAAGUGAACACGGUGAACAUUGUUUAAACAAUUGCGAACUGUAUGAACAAUUGUAAAAAUGGAAAGGUUUAGAUACUGAACUGUAGGCUAUUUAUGUUGGUAUAUGAUGUACAUAUUGUAUAUACUGGUAAAAAACACUGGAUAUUGUUUAAAGUUCGGUGCCACGGGAACCAUGUACAAGACAUGUUAUUUUUCUUCACAUGAUUAUUUUUUGCAUAGUGCUCUUGCCUGCUUUUGUGCUAAGAUCCUGGUCGUGAAGCAAGAAUGCAAAUGAUAUGUUCAGGACAGAAAGUAUAACUUGUAUAAAUGUUUAGGCUGUGAAAAAAAGCACGACUGUAUAUGUUUUUAACACCAGUUGGUAAAAAACAAACAUAUGUACAUAAAUAUGUGUGUAGUGAAAGUGUAUAUUUCAAACGAUGUAUGUUUCAUUUCAUAUGAAUGUCCCAAUAUAUGUGGUAAUAUUAGUGCAAAAUUGUUUGAGAAAUUAAUUUAUGUUCUUGGAUAUGUUUUCUAUAAGUCUUAUUUGAAACACAUAUGAUUGAAGUCACAUAUGAUUAAUAAUGUAAAAUGUUUGACCAUCAGUGAUUCAACUUACAAAUAUUAAAUAUCAUAAUGUGAAUCAAUAUUAUAAUUUGGUUUUGGCAUUAAAUAUAUAAUUAAUUUAUAACAGUAGACUUGAAGAAUUCUUUUCUUUUUUCCUUUAUGCUAUGUUAAAUAGUAUUACUUAUUUUGAAUAUAAUUCCGUUCACAAUUUUUAUGUUUUUUCACAAAAUAAUGAAUUCUUGUCUGCUAAAAAUGAAUUUCCAUCUUUCAUAUAUAUAUGUUUAUGAGAAAUAUUGGUGAUGUAUAGCAUUGACAGAAUAUUGUUUGUAUAUAUGAUUAAAGAGGAUAUUGUUGCCAUUUCUGUGUAUAUUUCAGCACCAUGUGAUCUGAGCAAUGUUUCUGUUAUGAGUUUCACAGAUUUGAGAAACGUAGUUUAUCUUUUUGUUCUCCAUCCAAGAGACCCCUUUUCAUGCAUUCAUAGUUCAACAUGCUCUUGAGAGCUGUACUUGUCCGUUGUUAUGUUGAAAUUACAAAAAGUACAAUUAUCUACCAGAACUCUAAAUGCAUGAACUUCAGAAUAAAAAGAUGAACUACACACUCCUUGUGAAGCUACCUCAUGUUAGAUUUAGAAGUAUGUCACUUGUAUUCAAUAUCUGUUAUCAUUGGUGUUAGUGAAUGAAUACCAAAUUUGGUACUACAGUGGUUUUGUGAAUAUGAUCACUAUUGCUGAAAAUACAUUGGAAGGAAACCAUUCACACUGACCAACUGCAUCUUUGGAACUCUGCUUAUUAAAGAAAGUCUUUAACAAAGGAUAAGGUCUGUUCACCAGUUCUGUUCAGUAUUUGAUAAGUGAAUAAUUAUUUUGCUGAUAUUAUUAAUUUUUUUAAUCUGUUCAGUUUACUGAAAUCAUUUAAAAGUUAAAUCCAUCCUUUUAUAAGAGUUAAACUUUUCAUGUAAAUAUUUUACAUGCUUUUGAAAAGAAAUUUGGUUCGGCAAGGAUCAGCAUCAUUGAGCACGUUUCCUAAAGUUGAGAAAUUUUAUUACUUUGGGCUCCUUCCGUAUUAAAAAUGGACAUGCUGGAUGCUACUGAAAAAUUAUUACAACCGUCUUUGACCUUUCAGGAGUUUCUGAAACAGAAAAUGUUGCUAACACAUAACCAACUGUUGAUAUUUACACCUGAACAAGCACUGCAAUAUCAGUGACAAGGUGCUGCCAAGUUUGUUAGUUGAGUGUUUGAAAACCUCAGAUAUAUCUCUUCGUUUUUGUUCAGUUAUACGCUUUUAUAACAAACUGACUGAAGGGUCAAAUUGGUGUCACCAGAUGAUAGAUGAAAUGUUUGGGCUCUUUCCCGGAUGUAUCACUAUUCAUCAGAUGAACAUGUGUCUAUCAUAAAUCACAUACUUUUGUUUGUCCACACAUCUUCAGAAACAAAAUUGCCAUUUUAUAAGAUAUUUAUUUAGAUUAGAAAUAAGUAUAGCAGUCAUUCUGGUAAGCAUCCAGGCCAUUGAUCUGUCAGUUUCAUCAUCAACUUGUCAUCAAAGAAAUAUAACAGUGUAGAUCUAAGUAGAUCGUGGUGUACGUUUCAUCCAUUUACUGUGGUCCAUUUCAACUUAAGUGUCAGUAUCUCCAAGAUCAAAGUCAAUGGACGAAAUGGGUUUUAAGAUACAGCUAAUGUCAGAUCAGUAAGUGAUCUAUGCGUGUAUCUAUGUGAGCUUAUCUCGUAAGGAAGUUGUUUCUCCUGUGUUGCGAUAUUGUUGCCUGAUGUGUUGAAUACAGGAGUACAGAAUAAAGUGCCUGUGUUUA